AUGUCGUGGCGCAACCAAGGUAUUACGGGAUCGAACAACAUCCCUCUGGGAAAGAGGCGGUUCGGUGGUGAGGAGGAAGACAGUCGCACCGCGACUCCUGCGUCCGCUCCCGGGGACAAUCGUGGUAGAAGUCCUGUCCGAGCUGAACCUCCAGUCGAUGGCGUGAAGCGACGCAAGAAGCGCAACCGCUGGGGCGAUGCUCAGGAGAACAAGGCCGCUGGUCUGAUGGGCUUGCCCACCAUGAUCAUGGCCAACUUCACCACGGAACAGCUCGAGGCGUAUACUCUUCAUUUGCGUAUUGAGGAGAUUAGUCAAAAGCUGAGGAUCAACGAUGUCGUCCCCGCGGAUGGCGACAGGUCCCCUUCUCCCCCGCCGCAGUACGAUAACUUUGGAAGACGUGUAAACACUAGGGAAUACCGCUACCGCAAGCGCCUCGAGGAUGAGCGUCAUAAACUAGUGGAAAAGGCGAUGAAGACCAUUCCUAAUUAUCACCCGCCCUCUGACUACAGGCGCCCUACUAAGACCCAGGAGAAGGUCUAUGUGCCAGUCAAUGACUAUCCAGAGAUUAACUUCAGUCCUCGUGGAAACACCUUGAAGAAGAUGGAGACCGAGUCCGGUGCAAAAAUUGCUAUCCGUGGCAAAGGCUCCGUCAAGGAAGGAAAGGGCCGAUCUGACGCCGCUCACGCUAGCAACCAGGAAGAAGAUCUCCAUUGUUUGAUCAUGGCAGACACUGAGGAGAAGGUUAACAAAGCAAAGAAGCUGGUGCACAACGUUAUUGAGACUGCUGCCUCUAUUCCUGAAGGCCAGAACGAGCUCAAGAGGAACCAACUUCGAGAACUGGCUGCACUCAACGGUACCCUUCGUGAUGAUGAGAACCAGGCUUGCCAGAACUGUGGUCAAAUUGGUCAUCGCAAGUACGACUGUCCCGAGCAGCGCAACUUUACUGCCAACAUCAUCUGUCGCGUCUGUGGCAACGCUGGGCAUAUGGCUCGUGAUUGUCCUGACCGCCAGAGAGGCAGCGAUUGGCGCAACGGUGGCUUCAACCCCGCCGGCCGAGGGCCCAGGGCUAUUGGCGGUGGUGAUGCUGUCGACCGAGAGAUGGAGCAACUUAUGAACGAGUUGUCUGGUGGUGCUGCUGGACCUGAUGGCCAGCCGGUCCGCCGCAUCGAGGGCGGCCCCGAUGGUUACGACGACCGCGAUUACAAGCCCUGGCAACGUGCCCCUCCUCCCAGCGACAUUGCUCCCUGGCAGCAACGGGGCCGCGACAACCGCCGCGACGACUACGGAUCCAACGACAACGGUGGUGCCGCACCAUGGGCAAAUCAAGGCCGUGGUGGCAACGACUACGGUUAUGGAGCUGGCGCUUACGCUGCUGCCCCUGGAGCUGCAGCCCCCGCUCCCUGGCAACAGGCCGCGCCCCCUGCACCUGGUCAGGCUGCUUAUGGAUAUGGUUAUCCUGCGUAUCCUCCCCUUGCACCUGGAAUGGGCGCUCCUCCUGCUCCUCCUGGCCUGGGAGCUCCUCCACCCCCGCCUGGGAUGUCCUCGAUGUACUAUGGCGCCAGCGGCAGUCCACCCCCGCCUCCUCCUGGUGAGGGACCUCCUCCUCCGCCUCCAAGUGACCAGCCCCCGCCUCCUCCUCCACCCGGCGCUUGA
Aspergillus mulundensis is the source of this 1653-nucleotide messenger RNA. RefSeq names its product putative zinc knuckle transcription factor/splicing factor MSL5/ZFM1 (gene bbp). Gene Ontology annotation, biological process: regulation of mRNA splicing, via spliceosome. Bases 1 to 1653 code for a protein of 550 amino acids. Gene Ontology annotation, molecular function: zinc ion binding; mRNA binding. The record is from RefSeq and is a predicted model, not a curated record. The transcript has 7 exons. Gene Ontology annotation, cellular component: nucleus. NCBI's taxonomy places the organism in Eukaryota, Fungi, Ascomycota, Eurotiomycetes, Eurotiales, Aspergillaceae.